Messenger RNA from Tyto alba (common barn owl), 6723 nucleotides. It is a transcript of the gene FNDC3B, whose product is annotated as fibronectin type III domain containing 3B. The transcript is spliced from 26 exons. NCBI's taxonomy places the organism in Eukaryota, Metazoa, Chordata, Aves, Strigiformes, Tytonidae. Gene Ontology annotation, molecular function: protein binding. The record is from RefSeq and is a predicted model, not a curated record. Bases 225 to 3854 code for a protein of 1209 amino acids.
GCCCCGCCGCCGCCGCCGCCCGCCUCAGCCGGCUUUUCGGCGGGAGCCUCUACUCCAGAGUGCGCGGUAGCGUGGGCCGUCCGCGGGCCCCAUGUGGUGCCGACAUCACUGACAUGGCGGAAUCCCCGCCGAGCCCUCCUGGCACUCGCUCCAGCUAGCCGGGACUCACCGCUGCCCCGCACCAGCCCUCCGCCAGGAAGCCCGUUGAGGAAAAUUCUCCAUGAAUGUACGUCACAAUGAUGAUGACCGACCAAAUUCCGCUGGAGCUGCCACCGUUGCUGAACGGGGAGGUAGCCAUGAUGCCUCAUAUUGUGAAUGGCGAUGGAUCACAGCAGGUCUUUUUGGUUCAAGUUAAUCCAGGUGAAACCUUUACAAUAAGGGCUGAGGAUGGAACCCUGCAGUGCAUCCAAGGGCCAGCAGAGGUUCCCAUGAUGUCACCCAAUGGAUCCAUUCCCCCUAUCCAUGUGCCUCCCGGUUAUAUCUCACAGGUGAUAGAAGACAACACCGGCGUUCGGAGGGUGGUGGUUACCCCUCAGUCUCCGGAGUGUUACCCUCCUAGCUACCCUUCGGCCAUCUCUCCAACCCAUCACUUACCUCCAUACCUGACGCACCAUCCCCAUUUUAUUCACAACUCUCACACAGCUUUUUAUCCUCCCGUCACUGGACCUGGGGACAUGCCACCACAGUUUUUCCCACAGCACCAUCUUCCCCCAACAAUAUAUGGAGAACAAGAAAUCAUACCACUGUAUGGGAUGUCCAGCUACAUUACCAGGGAAGAUCAGUACAGCAAACCACAGCACAAAAAACUCAAAGACAGGCAGAUUGAUCGCCAAAACCGUCUGAAUAGUCCUCCUUCAUCCAUCUACAAAAGCCAUAUAGGCAGCUGCACAACUGUAUAUAAUGGUUAUGCAAAGAGCCACAAUGGAGCAAGCAGCGGAGGCGGCGGCGGCGGGGGGGCUCCGGCAGUAAAGAAACUGGAGCGCAGAGCAAGAAGCAGCCCAAAGUCCAAUGAACAAGACCCACAUGAAUUUGAUUCAGAAACAAAAAGGGUUCAAGACAUUCUUUCUGGAAUGGAGAAACCACAGGUUACGAAUAUUCAAGCAAGAACAGUUUUACUUUCCUGGUCACCUCCCACUGGCCUUCUCAAUGCAGAUAGACACAACGGUUUGCCUUACACCUGUACCUACGAGGUUGCCUUAUCGGAUAAAGGGAGGGAUGGAAAGUACAAGAUAAUUUACAGUGGAGAAGAAUUGGAAUAUAACCUGAAAGACCUUAGGCCAGCAACAGAUUAUCACGUCAGGGUAUAUGCAAUGUACAACUCGGUAAAGGGAUCCUGCUCAGAGCCAGUAAGCUUCACCACUCACAGCUCAGCACCAGAGUGUCCCUUCCCACCCAAACCCUCGCACAGAACCAAAAGCUCCUUAACCUUACAAUGGAAGGCACCCAUUGAUAAUGGUUCAAAAAUCACUAGCUACCUUUUGGAGUGGGAUGAGGGAAAGAGGAACAGCGGUUUCAGAGAAUGUUACUUUGGAAGCCAGAAGCAUUGCAAGUUGACUAAGCUUUGUCCGGCUUUGGGUUACACCUUCCGAUUAGCAGCUCAGAAUGACAUCGGUACUAGUGGGUACAGCCAGGAGGUGGUUUGCUACACUGCAGGUAAUAUUCCUCAGACCCCUUCUCCACCAAGGCUCGUUCGAGCUGGUGUUACGUGGAUCACACUGCAGUGGAAUAAAGUAGAAGGAUGUACACCAGAGGAAGUGAUUUCCUACACCCUGGAAAUUCAGGAAGAAGAUAAUGAUAGCGUGUUUCAUCCAAAGUACACUGGAGAGGAGCAAGCCUGUACUGUGAAGAAUCUCAGAAGGAGCACACAGUAUAAAUUCAGGCUGUUUGCUUCUAAUGUGGAAGGAAAGAGUUCGCCCAGCGAAGUGUUGGUCUGUACAACAAGCCCAGACAGGCCAGGACCUCCAACCAGACCCGUUAUUAAGGGGCCAAUAACAUCUCAUGGCUUUAGUGUGAAGUGGGAUCCUCCACAGGACAAUGGUGGUUCAGAAAUCCUGAAGUACCUGCUAGAGAUUUCUCAAGGAAGCCCAGAAGCAAAUCAAUGGGAAGUGGCAUAUAGUGGAUCAGCUACAGAAUAUACCUGUACUCACUUGAAACCAGGCACUUUGUAUAAACUCCGGGCAUGCUGUAUCAGCACUGGCGGACACAGUCAGUGUUCUGAAAGUUUACCUGUCCGUACGCUAAGUGUUGCACCAGGUCACUGCCGGCCACCAAGAGUUUUGGGGAAGCCGAAGCACAAAGAAGUACAGCUGCAAUGGGAUAUCCCUUCAUCAGAAAGUGGCUGUCCCGUCUCGGAGUACAGCGUAGAAAUGACAGAACCUGAAGAAGUUGUUUCUGAAGUGUAUCACGGGCCUGAUCUGGAGUGCACUGUCAGCAACCUUCUUCCCGGAGCAACGUAUCGGUUCAGAGUGAGAGCUCUGAACGAUGGCGGGUAUGGGCCAUAUUCAGAAGCUACAGAAGUCACCACAGCAGCAGGACCACCUGGGCAGUGCAAAGCACCUUCCCUCUCCUUUCUGUCUGACACACGUGUACUUGUAAGCUGGGAGAGUCCUGAAUGUUCUGGUGCUGACAUCUCUGAAUACAGAUUAGAAUGGGGAGAAGAUGAGGAAUCUCUACAACUUGCGUAUAAUGGCACAGAUACCUGUUUUGAAAUAAGUGAAUUGUCAGCGGCAGCGCAUUAUUGCUGUAGGCUACAGGCUAUUAACCAGGCAGGAGCUGGACCCUACAGUGACCUGGUAACCUGCAGAAUCCCCGCAUCUGUGCCUGAUGCAGUCUCUACCCUCUCCGUGCUGGAGGAUGAGCUCGUGGAUGCCUGUCAGCUCUCGCCCUCUGUGUGCCUUGUACUGAACUGGGAAGAACCAUGCAAUAACGGAGCUGAGAUUACAUCAUACAACAUUGACCUGGGUGACAUCAGCAUUCCAGUAGGAAACAUUACAAGUUAUGUUAUCAAUGACUUGCUUCCAGAAACCUCAUACCGGAUCAGGAUCCAGGCUGUCAAUGAAAUUGGAGCUGGACCAUUUAGCCACUUUAUUAAAGCAAAAACCAGGCCGUUACCACCCUUACCUCCUCGGUUAGAGUGUGCGGCAGCAGGUCCUCAGAGCCUGAAGCUGAAAUGGGGAGACAGCAGUUCCAAGCUUCACACUACCGAUGAUAUGGUCUAUAUCUUACAGAUAGAAGACAGAAAUAAAAGGUUUAUUCCGAUUUAUAGGGGACCAAGUCAUACGUACAAGAUACAAAGGCUGACAGAAUCUACUUGUUACUCGUUCAGAAUACAGGCAGUCAAUGAUGCUGGGGAGGGACCUUUCUCAGAAAUAUGUACCUUCUGCACAACUAAGUCAGUCCCACCUGCAAUCAAAGCCCCUCGAGUGACACAGUUGGGAGGAAACGCCUGUGAAAUUACCUGGGAAAUGGUCCCACCUAUGAAGGGAGAUCCUGUUGGUUAUGUUCUACAGGUUCUGGUUGGAAGAGAAUCUGAAUACAAGCAGGUGUACAAGGGAGAAGAGACCACGUUCCACAUCUCAGGCCUUCAAGUCAACACAGACUAUCGGUUUCGCGUCUGCGUCUGCCGCCGGUGCUUGGAUACCUCACAGGAACUUAGUGGACCUUUCAGCCCAUCCGUUGCCUUUAUGCUUCAGCGAAAUGAGAUCAUGCUUGCAGGAGAAAUGGGAAGCAUAGAUGAUGCUAAGAUAAAGAGCAUGAUUCCUACUGAUGAACAGUUUGCAGCCCUCAUUGUUCUUGGCUUUGCAAGUUUGUCAAUUAUAUUCGCCUGUAUAUUACAAUACUUCUUUAUGAAGUAGACAAUUCAAUGGGAGUUUGAGAUACAAUUUUAACUAAUGCUACGCAUUAUAAUCCACACAUUUAUUCAGAUAUUCCUUUUUUUGAAAUCCUUUUGUUCUACCAUACAUUUUAUAUACUUCUCUUGUUUUUACAGUUCUAGCUUGAAGAAAGAUAAAUCAGUGUUUUGAUGCACCUUUUUGAAAUUCAAAACUAGGAAGUGGUCAAACUGGAGAAACAAGCAAACCAGAUACCAAAAGCAAGAUUUUUUUUCCUUCACAGUUUCAAAAUUGUCACCAAUUUGCCUUUUCAAUGUUGUUUUGUUUUUUCACUGAAGUUCAUACAGUCUCUUAUUUUAUCUUAUUAUUUAGGAAAUUUUAAUCAUGAGUCACUUUUUUGUCUCUUCUUUUUCCUUCUAAACAUUAGUCACAAGUGUGUAUAGUGGUAAGACUAGAAUACAGUGUUAGUCAACAGUACCAGGUUUUCCUUGAACAGUAUUAGCAAUGUUGCCUAUGAAUUAAUCACUACAUUUGCCCCAGUUUUUUCAAGAUAAAACAUAAGUUGUUAUUUUAACUGUUUAGUGCAUUUAAAUCGGAACAGUAUCCUGCAGUCGAAAAACAUUUUUAAUGAUGUUAUUUUUACAGUUACAACACUAUAAACUGCCUGUAUAAGAGAUCAAAUAACCAAACUGCAUAUAAAUUAUGAAGCAUUAUAGAUUUUUUUUUACCAUUUUGAUUCCUAGCAGUAAUUUUAAGUAAGAGGGCAUUGUGCAAUAGUUAGUUAUUCCCAUGUUCAGCUAUUUAAAAGCUGCUUUAACUUGUCUGUUUGUCACUGUAUAUAACUAUUCCUAAUCUAAUACUAGAUAUUAUUCUAUUAUGUUCAGCCUGAUUUAUAUGAUUAGAGCUGGUGACAGCUUACUGCCUCUACUGAAUUAGGUGAGAUUUACACUCAAUGUAAGCAAACUUUACUGUCAGUUGAUCUUUUUAUUGUUGUUAUUAUUAUUAUUAUUAUUAUUGUUAUUUUUUGGAGGGGUAUCCAUUUUAUGGAAUUUUCUUGGAAGUAUCAGAAAUUAGAUCUGUUUAUUUUAAAUACUUUAAAUGGGUGUCUAUGCUAUUCUUACCACAGGGCUAAUUGAAAUAACUUGGUACAUGGCAAAAUUCAGACGAGAGUCCUGCAGAGGAAUAGUCCCUGCUCUGGUGGGGGUGUUCCCCCCCUCCUGCCUGCCCCUUUCCAGACACGUGUUUUAAUCCAUCAAGAUACUAGAUUUUUAACUCUUGAGUCAUUGGGUUAUUUAUAUUAAGACAACAUUGUGCAAGUACCUCAGGGACAUAAAUGAGCUGGAGGUGCAAAUAGAUUCCAAAAGGGUGCAACAGACACAGUGUAUUUCCCUGCCUCUUGUUUUUGUAUAUUUUUGCUACUUGGUUUUGCUUUUGUCCUAGCUAUUUUGUGCUCUGUCUCCAUCGUCUAAGAAUCAGUGUCCUGUACUAGCAUAAUAUUCCCUUAACCAAAGUAAUGGGGAAAAAACAACAUUAUUUUUGUUUUAGGUUUAUUUAUACUAUAUACUGCAUACAGUACUUUAAAUACCAAUUACAGUGCAAUCUUUUAUUUAUUGUAAAAAAAAAAUAAAAAUAAAAAGUGUACUUAUGUACUAAUCCCCUUCCCCACCUUCCCUGUAGCAUGUUAUAUUUUGUCUGUUUUAUACUGUUGUACUUUAGGUCAAAUUUUUACCUGGCAGCAUUCCUAGUAUUAUUAAUCUUCUUACAUUUUCUUGUGUUUCUGAAGAUGGGAGCAUCUAGUACAUUAAAUGCCAAAAAAAAAAAAAAAAAAAACACAAAAAAAAAAAAAAAACCAAACCACAAACAUUAUCAGUGAUUCAAACGUUUACAUGUAUCCAAAAACAUAAUCAUCUCUGGAAAAAAAAAAAAAAGUGCUAAGAUCAAUGAAUUAUUCUGUGUGCCUCUCUAGAUGUAGCAAGUAUUAGAAAUGUUCUGUAUUUUGUUAUUGACUAUAAUUAGUUUAAUUUAGCCUUGCAAACCAAUGGCAUUGAGCUAAAUAUAUAUAUUUUUUGGUUUUGCCAAAGUCAUGGCUUGUCAAAUUUAUUUACAUCUUAUUUAAAUUUAUUUGUGAUAUGAAACUUUGUGACCUUGCAUCUGUAUUUUGUGAGCAAAGCAUAUACAGCUGUUUUCAAUGGAGGGGGAAAAGAGUGUAUUUUUUAAAACAAUGAAAAGACCGCUAGUUUGGAAACCUAGAAAUUUGAAUAGAUUCCCUUAUUAUUUUUUGGAUUAUUGUUUCAGCAGUGCUGCUAUGAAAUCCAAGUUUGACACCUUUUUAAAAAAACACUUUCUUUAAUAAAAAAAGGAAAAAAAAAAAAAACGACACCACCUUGCUUUAGAUGAUUUGAUCAAUUUUGAAAGUUUGAAAUACUAAUGAUACUACAAGCAGCGAGCAGAAGUGUAGAGCAAAUCGUUCGGUUACACUCGAAGCAUUUCUGUCACUGCUAAUUAGUUUUUUUGUCCCUUACAAUCACGCUAACGAGAACGCCCAGUCCAACCCCGAGGUUAUCGGUAAAAGUAUUCUGUAGGAGGUGGGACAGGCCCUAAAUAAGUUAAUUUGACUUUCUUUUAGGUUGUAUAUUCUGCCAUAGUGAUUUGAUUGUCAUCCAUAUAUUAACAGAAACAGAAAGCAUCGCGGGCAUUAACCCCCUCGGUCCUGACCCGCCGUUGGCGAUGCCUGGUCCUUCCCCGUGCGUCCUUGUGCCCUUUGAUCCAGCAGUGCCAGGCAUUGAAGCCAACCCGAGGGCUCUCUGCUCUCAAAGAGAUUAUGAACCACCACAACACAAAAAAAAAAAAAAAAAAAAAAAAGGUAGAACGAAAGACUAAAUAUUUAAAACCC